Messenger RNA from Dioscorea cayenensis subsp. rotundata (Guinea yam), 3404 nucleotides. Its product is annotated as E3 ubiquitin-protein ligase UPL6-like. The coding region runs from base 84 to 3179 and encodes 1031 amino acids. Gene Ontology annotation, biological process: protein polyubiquitination; ubiquitin-dependent protein catabolic process. Lineage: Eukaryota; Viridiplantae; Streptophyta; Magnoliopsida; Dioscoreales; Dioscoreaceae. The transcript is spliced from 27 exons. Gene Ontology annotation, molecular function: ubiquitin protein ligase activity; protein binding. The record is from RefSeq and is a predicted model, not a curated record.
AUUUUUUAAUCUCGCUUUCCCAUUCGAAGUGAUCCCUGAUCUCUCUCUUGGAGGUGACUAGAGAUCGUCCCAAAGCUUUCAGGAUGUUUUUUUCGGGGGAUUCGUCGAGGAAAAGGGUGGAUUUGGGAGGCCGGAGCUCAAAAGAACGAGACCGGCAGGUGCUGCUGGAGCAAACGCGGAUGGAGAGGAAGCGCCGGCAAGGGUUGCGGCAGCAGACAACGGCGGCUAUUAAGAUUCAGAAAUAUUUCAGAGGUAGAAAAGAAGUUGAAGUUGAACGCGCAAGAGCGCGGAUGGUGUUCUCCCAAACUUAUGGCCAGCCAUUGCAAAAUGUGGAUUGGCACUGUUUUGGUCCUGAUUCAGCUUUUCUUCGGUAUUUACUUUUCUUCUUCAACGCAAAGGACAAAAAUGAUGUGGAUGUCCUCAUUGAGGCUUGUAGAUUGCUUCUUCAGUAUGUUCGACUUGGUGGGAAUAUUGUGAGCCUUUUUGCUGGUGAAGGUAAGACUUCACCAAUGUCAUUUGUCAACAAUAGAGUGAAGAAGCUUGCAUUUUUCUGUUUGCAAGCAGUCCACCAUAAUAGGGAUCACUGGAAGGAUCAGCUUUUCCUGUCAUCCCAAUACUCUGAGAUGCCAACAAUUAUUUUAUUAGAAACAGUGGCUCACUUAAUGCGUCCUGAUCUUCCAUGGGUGUGCAAAGUUGUUGAUCAUCUUGUGCGGGGGAAAGUAUUUUCUUUGUUGCGUGAAAUGGUUCUUUUUGGCAUGCAAUCUGUGAAGACUCCAGAAUCUCGUAAUUUGGCUUCUUCCUUGGAGCAUGUAAUCAUGCUUGCUGCUUCCCAUAUAAGCCAACAGCCAUGUAACUGCUCAAGCAUUGAACCCAGAUGGAGUUUUUCUUCACAGCUUCUUUCCAUUCCUUUUUUCUGGAACCACCUACCAUUUCUCAAGGAGGCUUUUUCAACUCAUGGACUGGGCACACAUUAUAUCCAUCAGAUGGCAUUAUGUCUGCCAAGCCAUGCAAGUGUGCUUCCACCAGAUAUAUCCCCCGAGUAUCCAGGGUAUGCUUGUCUGCUUGGAAAUUUACUAGAAGCUGCCAGUGAUGCUUUGUCUUUGCCGAGCUGUAACUUCCAUGUGGCAAUGGAUUUUUUGGCUGUUUCAACUUUUCUGUUGGAGGCACUUCCAGCUUCAAAGUUAUCAGCUAGAGAAAAAUCAAAUGAAAAUGACAUGGUUCUGGAUGAAGAAUCCAUAGGAACACUUGAUUCAGACUUAGGGAAGCAGAUAUCAAAUGCAGUAGAUUCACGGCUUCUUCAGCACUUGGUUAAUGUUUUGUUCAGAGAUACUUCACUCAUUAAUUCUUUAGAAAAAGACGUACCAUCCGAUAGGGAGGUUGAAGCCACUGGUGCAAUAUGUGCUUUCCUUCAUGUUAUUUUCAACACACUGCCAAUUGAACGCAUCAUGACGGGAUUAGCUUAUAGGACUGAAAUUGUUCGUGUACUUUGGCGAUUUAUAAAACGCAGCCAUGAGAAUCAUAGAUGGCCAUCUUCAUCAAAGUUCACAGGAUAUUUAUCUGGAGAUGCUCCUGGUUGGCUUUUGCCUUCAGCUGUUUUCUGUCCUGUGUACAAGCAUAUGCUGAUGAUAGUGGAUAAUGAAGAAUUUUAUGAGCAGGAGAAACCACUCUCUCUCAAAGAUAUCAGGUUACUAAUUACCAUUUUAAAACAGGCCCUAUGGCAACUCCUAUGGACAAUUCCUUCAAAUCUGCCUUCACAGAAGUCUCUGGUUGGACUCUCUGGCCAGAAGAAGCUUUCCAUGGAAUUUAUGAGAUAUAGGGUUGGAAUUGUGAUAUCUGAACUGCUGAGCCAGCUGCAAGACUGGAACAAUAGAAGGGCAUUCACAUCCUCGGUUGACUUUCAGUCCCAGGAAGCAAGUAGUGAAAAUUUCAUUUCUCAGGCCUUACUUGGAAAUAGUAAAGCAUCUGAAAUUUUAAAACAAGCUCCUUUUCUGGUGCCAUUUACAAGCCGGGUUAGAAUAUUCACUUCGCAGCUAGCAGCUUCUAAGGAAAGAAAUGGAGCUGGACUUCAUCCUGGUUUAGGCAGAUCUCGUUUUAAAAUAAGAAGGGACAGAAUUCUUGAAGAUGCAUUUAGUCAACUGAGUGCUUUGUCCGAGGAAGAUCUUCGAGGAUUGAUUCGAGUUUCUUUUGUCAAUGAAUUGGGAGUGGAAGAAGCUGGAAUUGAUGGUGGUGGGAUCUUCAAAGAUUUUAUGGAGAACAUUACUCAUGUAGCAUUUGACGUUCAGUAUGGCCUAUUUAAGGAAACUUCUGAUCACCAAUUAUAUCCAAAUCCUGGUUCAGGAUUGAUUCAUGAACAACAUCUCCAAUUUUUCCAUUUUCUUGGAAGUCUCCUGGGAAAGGCAAUGUAUGAAGGCAUUCUUGUUGAUUUACCAUUUGCAAUGUUUUUUCUCAGCAAACUGAAACAAAAGUACAAUUAUCUAAAUGACCUCCCAUCGCUAGAUCCAGAAUUGUAUCGCCAUCUACUUUUCUUAAAGCAUUAUCAAGGUGAUAUUUCAGAGUUAGAAUUGUAUUUUGUUGUUGUAAAUAAUGAAUAUGGAGAACAAACGGAAGAAGACCUGCUUCCUGGCGGGAAAGAUACUCGUGUUACAAAUGAAAAUGUUAUUACAUAUAUUCACCUUAUUGCCAAUCAUCGUUUGAAUUAUCAGAUUCGCCAUCAAAGUUUACAUUUCUUGCGAGGUUUCCAGCAGCUUAUUCAGAAAGAAUGGAUAGAAAUGUUCAGUGAACAUGAAAUUCAGCUUCUUAUCUCUGGCUCACUGGAAAGCUUGGAUGUUGAUGAUUUACGUUCUAAUGCACAUUAUUCUGGUGGUUAUCAUCUGGAUCAUCGUGUGAUUGUGAUGUUUUGGGAAGUUCUCAAAAGCUUUUCGCUGGAACAUCAGAAAAAAUUUCUCAAGUUCGUGACUGGUUGUUCUCGAGGCCCACUCCUUGGGUUCAAGUAUUUAGAACCAAAGUUCUGUAUUCAAAGGGCUGCUCCACUAAAUGCCACUGAGGACGACCUUGACCGAUUACCAACUUCAGCAACAUGUAUGAAUCUGUUGAAGCUUCCACCAUAUAGAAGCAAGGAACAAAUGCAAUCUAAAUUGCUAUAUGCGAUAAACGCGGAGGCUGGGUUUGACCUAAGUUAGAAGACAAGCUGUAGGAUUAGCGAGAUAGGACUUAAAGGGCUGCUUCGACAACCGCCAAGUGAAACUUCAGAGGUCAAGAACAACCUCAAUCCUCAUCGACGACCAUGCGAUCAGUGUCAAGAUGAUGAGAGAUUUGGUGGUAUUUCAUCCACUGCGCCCAGAUCCCUGAACUCUACCUGCACUUAACUCUGAGAAUCAGACCAAAAAUAGCCCCCCAAAAAAAAA